Molecule: messenger RNA, 4717 nt
Organism: Solea solea (common sole)
Lineage: Eukaryota; Metazoa; Chordata; Actinopteri; Pleuronectiformes; Soleidae
Product: adapter molecule crk-like
Exons: 3
Coding region: 279-1235 (318 amino acids)
Molecular function (GO): protein binding
Source: RefSeq, a predicted model, not a curated record
GUCAACGUUUCCCUGGAUCCGCCAUUUCAGUCCUGGAGUUUCUUGUUGCACAUUAGUUUUGAGUUUUAAAUGUAGUUUUUUAUCGGCGAAGCAGUAAAAUAUUGCGAUUUGUAUAACAACGUCGACUCAGUCGAAUCAAACGCUUUGACGUUGUUUGGUUAAAGUUGCACAAUUCUUGGCGUUGCGCCGUUUUCCGAGCGCCAGCGUUAGUCAACCAAAGUUUUUGUAUGAGUUGUGGAUAGGGAGAGGCCUCAAGCCUCGGACGAGAUUUCACAGCCAUGGCCGGUAAUUUUGAUGCCGAAGACCGUGAUAGCUGGUACUGGGGCCAGCUGAAUCGUCAGGAAGCCGUCUCCCUUCUUCAGGGACAGAGACACGGUGUUUUCCUGGUGAGGGACUCGAUCACCAUCCCUGGCGACUACGUUCUGUCCGUAUCGGAGAACUCCAAAGUGUCCCAUUAUAUAAUCAACAGCAUCAGUAACAACAGGCAGUCUGGCUCAGGUUUGGCUCCUCCUCGGUUUCGGAUCGGGGAUCAGGAGUUUGACGCGCUGGCAGUCCUGCUGGAGUUUUAUAAGAUCCACUACCUGGACACCACUACACUUAUAGAGCCCGUAAGCAAGGCCAAGAACGCAGGUUUCGUCAGGUCCUCUGCCGGUGUCCCACAGCAGUCAGAGGAGGCUGAGUUCGUCAGGGCUCUGUUUGACUUCCCUGGCAAUGAUGAGGAGGACCUCCCCUUCCGUAAGGGCGACAUUCUGCGCGUGCUGGAGAAACCAGAGGAGCAGUGGUGGAACGCUGCGAACCAAGAGGGCCGAGCUGGAAUGAUCCCCGUGCCCUACGUGGAGAAGUACCGGCCUGCCUCGCCCACCGCUGCUGGUCUGAGCCCUCCUGUUGGGGGGGCUGGACAGGGAGGGCAAGCUGGAGCAUUAGUAGGCAGCACAGAUGGAACAGGGGCAGCACCGGUCAACCCUCUGGGCGACCCAGGCCAGUAUGCUCAGCCCGUAGUCAACACUCAGCUUCCCGACUUACAGAAUGGUCCCGUGUAUGCGCGAGCCAUUCAGAAGAGGGUGCCCAACGCCUACGACAAGACGGCGCUGGCUCUCGAGGUGGGAGACAUGGUAAAAGUGACCAAGAUCAACGUGAACGGUCAGUGGGAGGGCGAGUGCAAGGGCAAACGGGGCCAUUUUCCCUUCACCCACGUUCGACUGUUGGAACAACACCAUCCCGACGACGAGAGCUGAGGAAACCCCCCCGCGCUCCCGUCGUCCUUUCUCCCUUCUCUCUGGCCAUUUUGACAGAUUUUUCGACAAGCACACAGAAUAUGAAUCUAUGACCCGUCAGGACUUUGACCCUGACCCUGCCUUCACGCGACGUGUCGGCCUAUCUUGCCUAAUGUCAUUUUCAUGGACGCCAUUCAUGAGUUUACACUACGGUCAGACUGAUAUCGGUUUUACCUAUAUUACCUUCUUUUCUUUUUUUCCCCUUACUCAAUGACAGCCACAACACACAAGGAAAGCUCGACAGUAAGUGUGUUGGUGUGUUCCAGUUGUAGUUUUACGAACGCCCCCUCAACUUGGCGCGACCUCGCAAACCCCGUCAUAGGAUUCCAAGAUAGAACAGAAAAAAAAACUUGUGUCAUAUUUGUUUCACCGUAAAUCAGUCGUACAUAUAAUACGGUUACAUUUUUAUCUGUAGAUGUGUUGCUCUACUGAUACGGUGUAGAGCGUUGCUAUUGCCAGGGUUCACGUUUUUUCUGACUUCUGCGAGUUCCUUUGUUAACCUCCGUGAUUAGAAAACACGAGUCGACCGUUAACUCACUUUAUAUUUUUCUAUCAUCUACUUCAAGCAAACCGAAAGUAAGGCAUUGUUUUCCAGAUGCUUUUACACUUAACCUGCUUGGAUUCAAAUGAACUGCUGCACUGAGUUCAGUUCACCGGAUUUAACAUGGGGUUUAAUAACGUUACACACGUUUUAUCAGGCAUUCAGAAGCGACGCUAAUCUCUGACUCUGAACUGGAAAAAGUGAGAGUCAUGUCGUGACCACACAUUAGCUGCCAUGCAUUAGCACAAGACACUUCCUCUUUGGCUUGUUUUUUUGUUUUUUGAAUCUAUCGGGCAUUAUUUAUUACACGAGAAAGCCCCAGUUACAGGCUCAGCUAAUCAUUCCAUUUGUUGAACCCAUUUGUUUUAUUCGUUUACUCUUCGUCUCACUGAAUGAGAUCGAAACGAUCAAACGGGAGUGAUGACGCACGCUCACAGUCACCAAACCAUUCCAGUCAGUAGCUGUGUUUGUAUGUGCGGAUUUUCUUCAUUCCAAAAAGAUUCUUUCCAAUUGGAAUUUACAAUUUUCAUUGUUUACAUGGACUUAAAGUUAAAUGAUUCGAUUUUGGAGUGCGUCGUGCAGAGUUAGUGUCUAAUUCUCUGCAAGUGAAGCAGCUUCCGUAGUAAACCAGGGCUGCAACUAACGAUUAUUUUCAUAAUUGAUUCAUGGGUCGAUUAUUUUAUUGAUUAAUCAAGUAAUCGUUUGGACCAUGAAAUGUCAGAAAUGUUGAUCAGUGUUUCCCGAACCUGGAAAUAGUAAUGAAGAAAAGUGACGAUGAAUUUAAUAAUCCAUUUAAUCCAGUAAUUGUUUCAACCCUUCUGUAUAUACAGCAGUAACAAAAGGGGAAAGCGUUUGCGUGGAUCCGACAUCGAAACAAUACGCGGCAUAUACUAGCCCUCUCAAUUCGGAAUGGGCUGUAUCGGAUCAGAGUUCGACAUUUACGACAUAUUGUUUUAUUCCAAUGAGGCUUUUAUUGCGAUUACUUGUGUCCAUGUAAACAUCGCUCGUGAAUUACCUCUUGUCCAUUAAACUUAGGCUCUUCUUCUUUGGUGCCAUUCAUAACUAAUCAUUAAUCCACACGUCUCCACUUCGUCAUUCUCCUCCGGAAAAGUGCCAGAUUUUUUCAUUUUUUCACAUUUUCAAGACAAAGACGUCUCCGCUAGCUAGCAAACCAAAGGCAGGGUGCAGUUACUCGCGAGUGCACCGUAAACGGUGGAAACGGCACACGUUACAAACAGCAAACAGGUUUUUUUAUAUCGGUUAUAGAACAGAAGACAGAAAAGAAUCGGUUUUCGUAAUGUUUUUCCACAUGUUCUCAGCCACUACUCUCUAACAUCGACUACUUGGACAAAAGUGUUCAGACUCCUGACCAUUCCACCAAAAGCUUCCACUCUUUUUGGGCAACUUUUGUCAAGAUCAAGAAAGUGUUUCUAUGGCAAUGUGUGCCCGUUCAUUCUGUAGAGCGUUUAUGAGGUCAGGCACUGAUGUUCCAGUUCAUCCCAAAGGUGCUCGAUGGGGUUGAGGUCAGGUCAGUCAAGUUCUUCCACACCAAACUUGUCAAAUGAUGUUUUUUAUAGUCCUUGCUUUGUGCACUGGAGCACAGUCAUGUUGGAAUAGAAAAGAGCCUUCCUCAAUAAGGUUGGAAGCACAACAUUGUCCAGAAUGCCUUGGUAUGCUGAAGGGUUAGAGCCCAAAGCCUGAUUGAAACACCUCAAUUUAAUUCUUAGCAGGUGUGGCCAAAUACUUUUGUCCGUAUUGUGUAUCUGCGAAGAGGAGACACACUGCAUUUGUUUUACAGGGACUUUUAACAAGCAAUAGCCUCAGUGAAUUCACUCAAUACUUAAGAAAAAAAAAAAGCUGCUACAGUAAAUCAGGUUUAAAGGCCAGCAGGGAAAUGGAACAACAAGAUUCUCAGAGAGCAUAACGUCAUAUUCAAGCCUGUUUUAUAUGCGCAGUGGACAGUAUUAGGCAGCAGUGACCGAUAUCAGUCAAACCUUAGUUUACACAGAUCCAGCCCAGUAUUGACGUAUGCACUCCACACACACUUGUCCCCUCCCACCAUUGCUCUGUGUACCCCCCACACACACACACCCACUGCAGUUCAUUCAUACACAGAAGGGAAAAACAUUGAUUGCACACAGGAGGUGAAACACUCAGCUGCUCUCACUGAAUCAUGAAUCAGUGAGGGUUUUUUUUUUUGUUUGUUUUUUGGGGUGUAAUUCUAGACUGUGAACCUCAGAGUGAAACAAGCAAAGACUUUUCCUGACGGCGUCCAACUCGCAACGUACACACUACAAACCCCCAAGUCCUCUUUUUUUGUACUAAAAGUGGAAAAUAUUAUGAUAGAAUUGAUUUUAUAUAUGAAUAUAUAUAUAUAUAUAUACACACACCUGACCUUACAUGCUUAAAUACUGUAAACCUUUGUUUCUUCCUUCCUUACAUUUGAUUUUUGUUUACUUUUUUUGAGACUGUACGCCUAUUAUUACCUUUUAAACACAAUCCGGCGCCGACGUGGACGACUUCAAAUGCAGCAAAGAACAAAACAAACACCGGACGUGGACGAACGAAGAUGAUAUGGAGGGAUUUUCUUUUUUUGUCUUCCAGCUGUUUAUUUUUCCUAUUUUUUUUAAAGACGUUGCAUCAGCUGCUUAUGUGUUUGAGAAAAACAGCGAACUUCACCCUAAACACUAGAUCUUAUGCAUUUUUUUUUUGUUCUUGUUCAUGUUUAACUGCUAAAACAGACAUGAUGUCACUUGGUCAUUUCCUGUGCCGCUGAAAUGCUGUGAUUGACUCUGACGAUGCUGUAGGUUUACUGUUCCACAUUGAAAACUUUGUUUCCACACAGCUCUCACUAUGUCAAUAUGAAAAUAAACCAUGAAAAAAGAAAUAAGUCAGUUUCUCA